AUGCGGCUGAGAGCGCGUAAAGCUCCUCAGCAGCCCACCUUAGGCCGUCGAGCCACCACGUACAAGAGGAAACGCUGUGCGGUGGGGGCAACCCAGCUGAGAGCUCGAGGCAGAAUGCAAAAGAAUGACACGGGUCUGUUAUCCACCAUCAAGAAGUUCAUCCGUGGGGAUCCUGUCAAGGUGAAACCAUAUCUACCAGCCAAGAGAAGUCGCAUUGAUUGCAACGCUAAAAGUGAUCUCAUCACUUCGGCGGCACAAACGCAAGGCCUUGCCAACAAAACAAUCUCGAGAGUUUGUAGAAAGAACCUAGUUAAAGAUGCGAUAACGUGCAACAGCAAACCCUUGAAACCUAAUGGCAAACUGGAAGCUUCAGUGGAGACGGCGAGCAGUCCGCCACACACCACGCUGCUGGGAACCAUCCUCUCUCCUGUCUUCAACUUUUUUUCACCAACAACCAAAACUGCUACGCCAGGUUCCGACUCUCCCGGCCAAGCGGUGGAGGCGGAGGAGAUCAUGAAGCAGCUGGACAUAGAGCAAGCAGAGGAAAUGCCUAGUAGCACGCUGACGUCCUCUGAGGGCAUGGGCGCUUGUCACGGCGCCCCCCUGAUGUCCACCAGGCUGCAGAUGAGCGCCGACUCCACAGUACAGGACGGCGAGAUAGUAACUGAAAGCGACAUGCCCUCGUUAACGGCUCCACCUGGUUGUUUGCCAGAUGGCAGCUAUCCACACACGUUACCCUCCGCCCCCGCAGAGCCGUCGUACGAAGAAGACUGGGAGGUAUUCGAUCCAUACUUCUUCAUCAAGCACGUGCCACCAUUGACAGAAGAGCAGCUAACGCGCAAACCGGCGCUACCGUUAAAGACACGCAGCACGCCCGAGUUUUCGCUUGUCCUCGACUUGGACGAAACUCUAGUUCACUGUAGUUUGAACGAGCUGGAAGACGCGGCACUGACGUUCCCUGUACUUUUUCAAGAUGUAAUAUACCAAGUGUAUGUGCGAUUAAGGCCGUUUUUCCGAGAGUUCCUCGAGCGCAUGUCGCAAAUGUAUGAGAUUAUCCUAUUCACGGCAUCGAAGAAAGUGUAUGCCGACAAGUUGCUCAACAUCCUCGACCCCAAAAAGCAGCUGGUCAGGCACCGUUUGUUUCGCGAGCACUGCGUUUGCGUCCAAGGAAAUUAUAUUAAAGACCUCAACAUUUUGGGACGGGAUCUCUCCAAGACUAUAAUAAUCGACAACUCACCGCAAGCUUUUGCUUAUCAGCUGUCCAACGGGAUUCCAAUCGAGAGCUGGUUUGUUGAUCGGAAUGACAAUGAGCUUCUCAAGCUGGUUCCUUUCCUGGAGAAGCUGGUGGAGCUGAACGACGACGUCCGACCACACAUCCGAGAGCGCUUUCGCUUGCAUGACCUCUUGCCUUCAGACUGA
Messenger RNA from Nerophis lumbriciformis (worm pipefish), 1419 nucleotides. Lineage: Eukaryota; Metazoa; Chordata; Actinopteri; Syngnathiformes; Syngnathidae. The record is from RefSeq and is a predicted model, not a curated record.